CGCGCAGUACGGAAGUGUGCCCGGACCAACCGGAAGCCGCAGGCAGAGAGCAAUGGCGGGUUUGAAUGUAAGGGACCCUGCGGUAGAUCGUUCACUCCGUUCAGUGUUCGUGGGGAACAUUCCAUAUGAAGCUACUGAAGAGCAGUUAAAGGACAUCUUUUCUGAGGUUGGACCUGUUGUUAGUUUCAGGUUGGUAUAUGAUAGGGAGACAGGAAAGCCAAAGGGUUAUGGCUUCUGUGAAUACCAAGACCAAGAGACAGCACUUAGUGCCAUGAGAAACCUGAAUGGGCGUGAAUUCAGUGGGAGAGCACUUCGAGUGGACAAUGCUGCCAGUGAAAAGAACAAAGAGGAGUUGAAGAGCCUUGGCACUGGUGCCCCUGUCAUUGAGUCACCUUAUGGAGAGACCAUCAGCCCUGAGGAUGCCCCUGAGUCCAUUAGCAAAGCUGUUGCCAGUCUUCCACCAGAGCAGAUGUUUGAGCUGAUGAAACAGAUGAAGCUCUGUGUCCAGAAUAGUCCCCAGGAAGCACGGAACAUGUUGCUCCAAAACCCUCAGCUGGCUUAUGCUUUACUUCAAGCACAGGUAGUGAUGAGAAUUGUGGAUCCAGAGAUAGCCCUGAAAAUUCUGCAUCGCCAGACCAAUAUCCCAACGCUGAUGGCAGGCAACCCUCAGCCAGUCCACAGUGCCGGGCCUCCCUCAGGGCCUGGUGUGUCAAUGAAUCAGCAGAAUCCUCAAGCCCCUGGGGCCCAGCCUUUGGGUGGCAUGCAUGUCAAUGGUGCACCUCCUUUGAUGCAAGCUUCUAUGCAGGCUGGAGUUCCAGCACCAGGGCAAAUACCAACUGGUGUAACAGGACCUGGCCCUGGUCCCUUAGCUCCCGGAGGAGGAAUGCAGGCCCAGGUUGGAAUGCCAGGAAGUGGACCAGUGCCCAUGGAGCGAGCACAAGUGCCGAUGCAAGACCCCAGAGCAGCUAUGCAGCGUGGGCCCUUGCCUGCCAACGUCCCAACUCCUCGAGGUCUGUUAGGAGACGCUCCAAAUGACCCACGUGGGGGCACUUUACUUUCUGUAACUGGAGAGGUAGAGCCUAGAGGUUACCUGGGACCACCUCAUCAGGGUCCACCCAUGCACCAUGUCCCUGGCCAUGACAGCCGUGGCCCGCCCCCACAUGAGAUGAGGGGAGGGCCAUUAGCCGAGCCCAGACCUCUAAUGGCAGAGCCAAGAGGACCUAUGCUAGAUCAGAGGGGUCCACCCUUGGACGGCAGAGGCGGAAGAGAUCCCCGCGGCAUAGACACACGAGGGAUGGAGGCUCGAGCCAUGGAGGCGAGAGGAUUAGAUGCCAGAGGAUUGGAGGCCCGUGCGAUGGAGGCCCGUGCGAUGGAGGCCCGCGCGAUGGAGGCCCGCGCGAUGGAGGCCCGCGCGAUGGAAGUCAGAGGGAUGGAGGCCAGAAGCAUGGAUCCAAGGGGCCCCGUGCCUGGCCCUAGAGGCCCUAUACCUGGUGGAAUCCAGGGUCCCAAUCCAAUGAGCAUGGGGGCUGUUGGCCCCCAGGGAUCCAGGCAGGUCCCAGUCAUGCAGGGAGCAGGCAUGCAAGGAGCAGGCAUGCAAGGAGCAAAUAUCCAGGGUGGAGGCCAGCCUGGAGGUUUUAGUCCUGGCCAGAACCAAGUCACUCCACAGGACCAUGAGAAGGCUGCUUUGAUCAUGCAGGUUCUUCAGCUGACUGCAGACCAGAUCGCCAUGCUGCCUCCUGAACAGAGGCAGAGCAUCCUGAUCUUAAAGGAACAAAUACAGAAAUCCACUGGAGCACCUUAAAAGGUUUUCAAAAAUACCUGGCAACAAAUCUGGACAUUAAUUCCAUAACUUUGUUGAAAUGUUACAAAAAGAUGACUUCUACAUCCUAAGCUUCAAAUGACUCAAAUUGGUGCCAGGCGGAGGACUCCCCUCACCUUCUCUCAGAGCAAACCUAGAACAUUCUGUUGUCUUAGUUUGUAUAUUUUCUGUGACUUGAAAUAAACUUUGAACACAAUUUUAGUAUAUUGCAAA
Messenger RNA from Miniopterus natalensis, 2032 nucleotides. NCBI's taxonomy places the organism in Eukaryota, Metazoa, Chordata, Mammalia, Chiroptera, Miniopteridae. The record is from RefSeq and is a predicted model, not a curated record.